AUGACCAACUGGCUCAACACAAUCUGUUUUGCACCAAAUACCACCUACCGAGAAGCAGUUUUGAGAAGUGAUCGAAAGCUAACCUGGAACUGGAUCAAUAGCUUCGGUUUAGUCAAAUUACGGCUGUUGGAUCCUGAAUUUCACGAAUUCAUUCGGCGAAGGGACCCAGCCCCCGAUGAGGAGGAGGUACUUGAUGCAUUGAAUGAGAUCCCGAAAGAGAUCAAUGCUUUCUACGAUAAAGCCUUGGAAAGAAUAUGCGUCAUGCCCAAUGCCUAUCUAUCUCUCCAAUGGCUCAUGUGCACCCUCCGGCCGUUGAGAUUCGUCGAAUUCGAGGACUUGAUCAACUGGGGUCAGACAAACAAAAAGAAUUCAGUCUCCAUUCGCCAUAGCUUUGGCAGUCUAGUGGCUUUUCCAGAGUCUCCAGACCGAGACGGCAAGCAAAUCGUGGAUUUUGCCUUUUCCAGCCUGGAGGAAUACCUCGUGAACAAAGCGGAUAGGUGUGGUGGACUGGCUGUGGUUCACCUCAUGAUGGCCAAUCAAUGUCUCGAGUAUAUCAACGAAUGUGUUGUCAAUACGGAUGACCACACCUUACAUGAAUCUGAUGAGGACGAAGUUGAUGGCGGGAAAGUACUGGAAUGUGACCUCCAAAGACGGCCGCUUCUUGAGUAUGCCAUCAACAACUGGUACAGACAUGUACUCGAGUAUCUAGAGUCCAGACAGGAUUCGGAACUGGUGCUGGAGUCUGUCCCAGACAAUGGGACUCAGAGCACUCUAUUGACAUGGCUACACCGGAUUUACAAUUACUGGGGUACACCGUUGCGGAACAUUUUCCACAAGAAGCCUCAAACACCCUCCGCUCUGGACUUUUCUGAGCGGUUGUCGGCCUCAUCGGAAUUUGCACAAUGGGUCAGCUCGACACGAAGAUUGGUCGACGAUUUGGAUCGGGACGUGGAACAAGUUCACAACGACCUGAAAGCGGCCGCGUAUAAGUGUUUUGAGCUCAUGGUUGAUCUUCUUAUUCAGCACCAAGCGCCCACAGAAACGGAAGCAACCACACACACUCCUCUUCAGGCGGCCUGCAUGUGCGAAUUCAAUCUCCUAAUUUAUUCUCUCCUUCAUGAUCAUAUUCACAACUCAAAUAUUCCACACUGCAAGGUCAAGAACUCGGAUAUCCCGCAAACUGGAAGGACAGAGCAAAUCAAGGCUAGGCCCGACCCCAGUCAUUCCUGGUGGCCAGACAGUGAUGGCACCAAGGAGAAAACAGCAGACUACGACGGCAAACGUAUGGUGAGGGCUCUUCUUCUGGCCGGAGCAGAUGUGAAUAAAACCAGUUCUCACGGAGACACCGCCUUGCACCAUGCCAUGGCCAAAGGUAACCUGGCUGCUGUCACUUUGCUCCUGCAGAGAAAUGCCGAUAUGGAAAUUUGCGCGACGGGUCCUCUCAAUGUAUUCCUCAAGACAGUGUUUCAAGCGCAUGAUAGCGAAGUAACGUCAGAGUUGGAAUGGCCCAUGCCCAUGAUUUGCUGCGGAACUCCCUUGCUCUGGGGAAUCCAGAUGGGGCAACACGACGCCGUUGAGUUUCUACUUGAUCAGGGUGCAGAAUUCAAGAAUCUCGCGCCGGUCUCAGGGCACACUGCACUCCAUGCCGCAGCCUUUCUCUCGGACCAGAGAAUGGCUCGGCUGGCGCUGGAUAUUGGCUGCCGAGUCAACGAUUGUGAGGCCAAUGGGUUUUCAGCUCUCCAUUUUGCUGUAUAUCAGAACAAUCUGGGCGUGGUUGAGUUAUUACUGGCUAAUGGUGCGGAUGUUAAUAUCCUCGCCAACUGCGGAUACCCUCCUCUGAUGUGGGCUCGGCACAUAAACAUCGUCAGGGUGCUCCUCAGAAACGGCGCAGAUUGGAAUGCCCCCCCGGAUAAACCACACACAGUACUAACUGUGGCGGCGUUCAACGGAUACCACGAGAUUGUGCGUAUGCUUCUUGAAAAGGGCGCCCCCGCCAGUUCAACUGCCUUGCGCUAUGCGACGUGCGAAGGGCAUACGGAAGUAGUACAAGUGCUUGUGGACUUCGACAUUCCCGUUGACAUUUUCUUGCACGCCAAGCUUGGAAUAACCGCCCUGCCACUUGCGGCUGGACGAGGCCAUUCUGAUAUUGCCACAAUCUUGCUGAGAAAGGGUGCCAGUCUCUACAACAAACACCCUGUUUUCGGUUCCAUACUAAAUGCUGCUUCAUUCGGCGGCGAGGAUAUAGUCUUUGACGCAUGUUGGCAACAAGAGCCUUCUAUGCGACAUGAGAAAGAUGCGUAUGGGCGUACUGCCCUCUACUUUGCUGCCCUGGGCGGACAGGACAAGAUGGUUGGGAAGCUCCUCAAGUUAGGGUACAAAGCCAACGCCAAGGAUAACCAUGGCCGAAACGCAUUGCAUGCUGCAGCAUCAGGUGGCUCGCUAUCUGUAGUGGAGAAACUGCUUGAACAGCAUCCGGAAGUUGAUCCUACUGAGACAGAUGAUGACGGCUGGACUGCUUUACACUGGGCGGCUAAGGCUGGGGAGAAGAAAGUGGUGGAAAAGCUGCGAGGUGUAUGUUUGAGAGAGGGUAGAAUGCCUGACGACAACAAAUGGCCACCAGCCCGUAUUGCGAUAUACCAUGGGCAUCGAGACCUUCUGCCACUUCUGGAGGGAAAGCAGACAGGAGAAAACGUCUUUCCACAGUCCGAAUGGCAUUGGUGGAGUGCAGGUCUUAUGCACAAGGAUUAUGUUUGUGACAGUUGUCUCAGGGUACGCCAAUCUUCUCUGCAAGCUGCUAUGGUGCGUGGAUUUCUAACAGAAAAGGGAUGA
Podospora anserina S mat+ is the source of this 2829-nucleotide messenger RNA. RefSeq lists its product as uncharacterized. Gene Ontology annotation, molecular function: protein binding. The coding region runs from base 1 to 2829 and encodes 942 amino acids. The record is from RefSeq and is a predicted model, not a curated record. The transcript has a single exon. Lineage: Eukaryota; Fungi; Ascomycota; Sordariomycetes; Sordariales; Podosporaceae.